Messenger RNA from Fusarium graminearum PH-1, 2637 nucleotides. RefSeq lists its product as uncharacterized. The record is from RefSeq and is a predicted model, not a curated record. The coding region runs from base 1 to 2637 and encodes 878 amino acids. Gene Ontology annotation, molecular function: beta-glucosidase activity. Gene Ontology annotation, biological process: glucan catabolic process. The transcript is spliced from 5 exons. NCBI's taxonomy places the organism in Eukaryota, Fungi, Ascomycota, Sordariomycetes, Hypocreales, Nectriaceae.
AUGACUAUCACAAAGGUUGCUACUAUCGCUUUGGUUAACCUUGCCGUCCUGGGUUCAGGUGCGCCAGCCAAGGGCUCAGAUGGAUUCAUCGCUGCACCAUACUACCCAGCACCCUAUGGUGGGUGGGUAGAAGAUUGGGCAGAUAGCUAUGCCAAAGCUAAGAAACUCGUCGAUUCUAUGACGUUGGCUGAAAAGACCAACAUCACAGCUGGUACAGGCAUCUAUAUGGGUCCUUGCAAUGGUAACUCUGGAUCUGCUGAUCGGGUCGGUUUCCCUCAGCUGUGUCUGAACGAUGCAGCCAAUGGUGUCCGACAAGCUGACAACGUCACCGUGUUUCCUGAUGGAAUCACCGCUGGGGCAACCUUUGAUAAGAAAUUGAUCUACGAGCGCGCUGUAGCUAUCGGAAAGGAAGCGCGAGGAAAGGGCGUCAAUGUCUGGCUUGGUCCUGCUGUUGGUCCUAUUGGCCGAAAGCCCAAGGGAGGACGCAACUGGGAGGGCUUUGGCUCUGAUCCAUCUCUCCAAGCCAUUGGUGCUCGAGAGACCAUCAAGGGUGUUCAGGAACAGGGUGUGAUCUCAACUAUCAAGCAUCUCAUCGGAAAUGAGCAGGAAAUGUACAGACGACAGACCACUGAUGUUGUAUCUCCAGCAUAUUCUGCAAAUAUUGAUGAUCGAACUAUGCAUGAGCUUUAUCUCUGGCCCUUUGCUGAAGCUGUUCGAACGGGCGUGGGAGCAACCAUGACAGCUUACAAUCGAGUCAACGGCACGAUGUCUAGUGAGCACUCAUAUCUCAUCAAUGCACUACUCAAAGAAGAGCUUGGAUUUCAAGGUUUUGUGAUGACAGACUGGCUUUCUCAAAUCACCGGCGUCGCAUCGGCUAUUGCUGGAAUGGAUAUGAGUAUGCCUGGUGACCCAGUCAUCCCACUUCUCGGAAGGUCACUAUGGAUGUACGAAAUGACCCGCGCCACACUCAACGGAUCCGUUCCUAUGGAAAGACUGAACGAUAUGGCCACACGCAUUGUCGCGACUUGGUACAAGUUUGGACAAGACAAAGACUUUCCCAAAUUGAGCUUCGACACCAACACAUAUGAUGCUGUAGGGCCUCUGUACCCUGGAGCUUGGCCCAACUCGCCCUCUGGAGUCGUCAACAAAUUCGUCCAAGUGCAAGAGGACCACGACGUGAUUGCCCGACAAGUCGCUCAGGACGCCAUCACUAUGCUCAAGAAUGACGGCAACCUUCUGCCACUCAGCAAGAAGAGCCCUCUUAAGGUCUUUGGCACAGGCGCCCAGACCAACCCCGAUGGUGCAAAUGCUUGUGCCGAUAGAAACUGCAACAAAGGCACAUUGGGUCAAGGCUGGGGAUCAGGAACCGUCGACUACAUGUACUUGGACGAUCCUAUCGGCGCCAUCAAAAAGGAGGCUGACGAUGUCGCAUUCUACAACACCGAUAAAUUCCCUUCAGUCCCGAGUGCGACCAACGACGACGUUGCAAUUGUUUUCGUGACAUCCGAUGCGGGCGAGAACACAUACACGGUUGAAGGUAACAAUGGCGAUCGGAACGCUGAUAAACUGAACGUGUGGCACGGUGGAGACGCGCUCAUCAAGGCGGCGGCUGCGAAAUACAAGAAUGUUGUUGUGGUGAUACACACUGUCGGACCUGUUACACUUGAGCAGUGGCAUGACUUGCCUUCGGUUAAGGCAAUCCUCGUUGCACAUCUUCCCGGACAAGAGGCUGGCAAGUCUCUUACGAAUAUUCUUUUUGGUGAUGCAUCUCCCUGUGGACACUUGCCAUAUAGCAUCACCAAGAAAGAGGAUGACAUGCCUGAGAGUGUUGUCAAACUCAUCGACUCUGGCUUUCUCGAUCCUCCCCCUGAUACCUAUUCCGAAGGUUUAUACAUCGACUACCGUUGGCUUAACAAGGAAAAGAUCCGACCUCGCUACGCUUUCGGUCACGGUCUCAGCUAUACCAACUUCACCUAUUCUAAUGCGACCAUCAAGAGAAUGACCACGCUGACCCAAUACCCUCCCAAAAGGUCAGCGAAGAGUGAUGUUCUGGACUAUUCCCAGGAUAUUCCCGAUUACAAAGAAGCCAUCAUGCCAAGCAAUUUCAAGACAGUUUGGCGCUACCUUUAUUCUUGGCUUUCAGAGUCUGAUGCAAAGAAGGCUGUCGAAGCAGGACAAAAGUCCAAGUACCCUUACCCAGAGGGCUACGCGACUAAGCAAAAGACAGCUAUUCCACGUGCGGGUGGCGCGCAAGGCGGAAAUCCAGCGCUUUGGGACGAAGCUUAUACCAUCUCAGUACGAGUGACUAACUCAGGCGCUAAAUUCGCCGGAAAAGCUUCAGUUCAGGCAUACAUCCAAUUUCCGGAGGGUGCCGGAUACGAGACUCCCGUGAUUCAGCUUCGUGACUUUGAGAAGACGGGGAUCAUCGAGCCUGGAGAAAGCGAGACGGUGCAGUUGACCUUGACCAGGAAGGAUCUGAGUGUUUGGGAUGUCGAGUCGCAGGAUUGGCUAGUGCCCAAACCGAAUGGUGAAUAUCGGGUAUGGCUUGGCGGUGCAAGCGAUAUGCUGGAUGUUGUCUGCUACACUGAUGAUCUGAGCUGCGACAACGAUGUUGAUGGACCCGUGUCGUAUGAUUGA